Pteronotus mesoamericanus is the source of this 1071-nucleotide messenger RNA. Its product is annotated as olfactory receptor 51F1-like. Lineage: Eukaryota; Metazoa; Chordata; Mammalia; Chiroptera; Mormoopidae. The transcript is spliced from 2 exons. The coding region runs from base 1 to 1071 and encodes 356 amino acids. The record is from RefSeq and is a predicted model, not a curated record. Gene Ontology annotation, biological process: G protein-coupled receptor signaling pathway. Gene Ontology annotation, cellular component: plasma membrane. Gene Ontology annotation, molecular function: olfactory receptor activity; G protein-coupled receptor activity.
AUGACAAUAAUUCACCUUGUCUUCUGGCAUUGCUCCUUCAAUAUCUAUAUUUGUAUCCAUUCUAAUUUUCCACAUCUUGACAGAAAGUCAAGAUCUUGCAAGAGAAUUCAGCUCCUUCAGACCAUAAUGUUAACCUACUAUAACUCUACUUUCCCUAUCUUCUUCUUGACUGGGGUCCCUGGACUUGAAUGGGCUCAUGCCUGGAUCUCCAUCCCCUUCUGCUGCCUCUAUUUAACUGCCCUCUCUGGGAACACCUUCAUCCUGUUCAUUGUCCUCACUGAGCAAAGCCUCCAUGAGCCCAUGUACUAUUUCCUCUCCAUGUUGUCCACCACUGACAUUGGUUUAUGCCUCUCUACACUGGGAACGGUACUGGGAAUAUUCUGGGUCGAUGCACGGGAGAUCAGCUUCAAUGCCUGUUUAUCACAGAUGUUCUUCAUUCACCUCUUCACAUUCAUGGAAUCCUCAGUGCUCCUGGCUAUGGCCUUUGAUCGUUUUGUGGCCAUUUCUAACCCCUUGAGAUAUGCUACCAUUCUAACUCAUGCAAGGAUUGCUCAGAUUGGUUUGGCAGUCAUUACCAGGGGGACUAUCAUUCUGACACCACUAGUCCUACUUCUUAAGCGCCUAUCAUUCUGCCACAGCCACGUACUCCAUCACUCCUAUUGCUUCCACCCUGAUGUGAUGAAGCUCUCGUGCUCAGAUACAAAGAUCAAUAGUGCUUUUGGACUAACGGCAAUAAUCUCUACCGCUGGGGUAGACUCUAUCUUUAUUUUGCUUUCCUACAUCUUGAUCGUUCGUUCGGUUCUCAACAUUGCAUCCCCAGAGGAGAGGAAAAAGGCCUUCAGCACCUGCAUUUCUCAUAUCACUGCUGUGGCCAUAUUCUACAUCCCUUUGAUCAGCCUGUCUUUCGUUCACAGAUUUGGAAAACGUGCUCCACCCUAUGUGCCCACACUAAUUGCUAAUGUAUACUUGCUCAUUCCCCCUGUGAUGAAUCCCAUCAUCUAUAGUGUGAAGACAAAGCAGAUUCAAAAAGCUAUAUUCAAACUUGUAUGUUUUAAGAGAACUCAUACUUAA